This is a messenger RNA of Strigops habroptila (Kakapo), 7488 nucleotides long. RefSeq names its product forkhead box N3 (gene FOXN3). NCBI's taxonomy places the organism in Eukaryota, Metazoa, Chordata, Aves, Psittaciformes, Psittacidae. Gene Ontology annotation, molecular function: cis-regulatory region sequence-specific DNA binding; DNA-binding transcription factor activity. The record is from RefSeq and is a predicted model, not a curated record. The transcript has 8 exons. Gene Ontology annotation, biological process: regulation of DNA-templated transcription. The coding region runs from base 1282 to 2772 and encodes 496 amino acids. Gene Ontology annotation, cellular component: nucleus.
CUGCCUGCCAUGAGGAUGGCCCUGGCCCUGGUGCAGGGCUGCUGCCCCUCUCGCUGGACCACAUUGCUCUCUCCAGCUGGCUCCAGAAGUAGAAGGGAUGUUCGCUCUGUAUCUCUGUCUUCAUUUUCACAAGCAUUAGCAAAGAGACUUAAGUAGAUGGAGAAGUGCACUGAUGUGAAAGGAGAUUGGGUGUUAGAUUUUUGAAAAGCCAUUGUUAAGCUAAAAAAGGAAAUGGCAAGCUGUAAAGGUUGACAAAGCUCCUCUGUAAGGGACUCUUAUUUUGCUGUGUACAUUUGUUUUCUCUUGCUUACUAAAGGGAUAAAGUGCAAUCUAGGUUUCAGAGAGAGAUGGCUGAUUAAUCUGUCUGCCAGGUACAUAUGGAAAUAAAUUAGCAAAUGGUGCAUCUGGGAUUAAACUACUGCAGAGAUGAUAAAUUAUUGCCAUCUUCCAUGGCUGUAUUACUGAAGCUUCACUGGGUUCCCAGUACGUGGUUACUUGCUAUUCACAUGGUAUCAUCGUGGCUGUGGAAUGGAAAGCCUCUAUAUUUGAAGCAAUUUUCUAUGAUAUGCUAGUUUGGGAACAGAUCUGGCCAGACUUAUAAGGAUAUGCAGUAUACUUAGAUUAAGUAUAAGCGAAGAUAUUUGAUUCGGUCCUUCUGUUCUGCUCUGCUGGAAAUUCUGCUGGUUUCUGAGGGCAGGAAUGCUCAGGAAGGGAAAGACAAGGACUUGCAAGAGGUUUUUCCCCUAUCUGCAGUCACCCCCCACCCUUUACCCCAAAUAGCAGAGUUAUCUAUUCUAGCAUAAAGUUGUGAGGGACUGGAAGUGAGCAUCCUCUGGCCUGAACCUCUCCCACACCCUCAUCUUGACCCAGAUGCAGCUCCAGAUUGCACAACUCCAUCUUAUCUCUGAGAUCAAGACUGAGAUGAAACACCCUGUGGGCAGGUGGUAUUUGCAUUGAAUCCUGAUACAGGCUUCUCAGCUGUGUUUCUGCUUCUGCUGCAUUUUUCAUGUCCAUUUAAACUGAUGUAUAGCUGCUGGGCUGGCAGCUGAGACAUACCAGCAGUGCCUACAGCAGGACAUGCAAGUGGAGUAAACGCCACAGCAGACACGUGGUGUGCUGCCUUUCUGGAGGAAGAAAGGGUCCACAUAGACAGCCAUGGUACAGGUCCACUGUGUCUUUAGGGUUGGCAGGGUGGAAGAGCCGGGCUUGAGGGGCAGUUGCUGUGUGACUGUGCUCUCUGUUCUUCUUCUCCGAGUCACUCGCUGUGGAGUUGCUGUCUAAAUGGGUCCAGUCAUGCCUCCCAGUAAGAAGCCAGAGGGCUCAGGAAUUAGCGUUCCCAGCGGAUUGAGCCAACGUUACCAAGAUAGUGAUUUAUCCAAGGCACUUCACGAUGACGAAGACCUAGAUUUCUCUUUGCCUGCCAUCAGAUUAGAUAAAGGGGCCAUGGAAGAUGAAGAACUAACUAAUUUGAACUGGUUACACGAGAGCAAGAACUUGCUGAAAAGCUUUGGGGACUCGGUGUUAAGGAGCGUUAGCCCCGUUCAGGACAUUGGUGAUGACACGCCGCCGUCUCCUGCCCACUCUGACAUGCCCUAUGAUGCCAAGCAGAACCCCAACUGCAAACCUCCUUACUCCUUUAGCUGCCUCAUAUUUAUGGCCAUUGAGGACUCGCCAACCAAAAGACUGCCUGUAAAGGAUAUAUACAACUGGAUCUUGGAACACUUUCCAUAUUUUGCAAAUGCACCCACUGGAUGGAAAAAUUCUGUGAGACAUAAUCUGUCCUUGAAUAAGUGUUUUAAGAAAGUGGACAAAGACAGAAGUCAGAGUAUUGGAAAGGGGUCCUUGUGGUGUAUAGACCCAGAAUAUAGACAAAAUCUUAUUCAGGCUUUGAAAAAGACACCCUAUCACCCAUAUUCGCAUGUGUUCAGUACACCUCCCACAUCUCAGGCAUAUCAAAGCACAUCAGGUCCACCCAUUUGGCCAGGAAGCACCUUUUUCAAGAGAAAUGGAGCCCUUCUACAAGAUCCUGACAUUGAUGCUGCCACUGCCAUGAUGCUUUUGAAUACUCCCCCUGAGAUACAAGCAGGUUUUCCUCCGGGAGUGAUACAAAAUGGAGCUCGAGUUCUGAGUAGAGGAAUAUUUCCUGGAGCCAGGCCAUUGCCAAUCAAUCCUAUUGGAAGCAUGGCUGUUGCAGUAAGAACUGGUUGGAAAUCUUUCAAAAUGAAUGGAAUAACCAACUGCCGGAUGCGGACAGAAAGCGAACAAUCUUGUGGCUCUCCAGUUGUUAGCGGUGACCCAAAGGAGGAUCACAAUUACAGCAGUGCCAAAUCUUCCAACCACAGGAGCGCAUCACCUGCUAGUGACUCCGUUUCCUCUUCCUCUGCUGAUGACCAGUAUGAAUUUGCAACUAAAGGUAGCCAAGACAGCAGUGAAAGAAGUGAAGUUAGCUUCCAGAGCCACGAGAGCCAUAGUGAAACAGAAGAGGAGGACAAAAAGCAAAACCGGAAGGAGACCAAGGAUUCUUUAGCUGACAGUGGGUAUGCAUCCCAGCACAAGAAAAGGCAACAUUUAAUGAAGGUGAAAAAAGUACCAAGUGACACACUGCCUCUUAAAAAGAGACGUACAGAAAAGCCCCCUGAGAGUGAUGAUGAGGAGAUGAAAGAAGCGGCAGGAUCACUCCUGCAUUUAGCAGGAAUUCGAUCCUGUUUGAACAACAUCACCAAUCGGACGGCAAAGGGGCAGAAAGAGCAAAAGGAAACCACAAAAAAUUAGAACAAAUAAAUGAUUUGUUUGAACUUACAAAGUUUUGUUUCAUCACGUCAGGUGAAUUCUAAUGAUUUGUGGCAAUAUCAGCAAUUUUUUCCUUUUUUGUUUUUCUUUCUUUUUGUUUUUGGUUUGUGGUUUUUUUUUUCUUUCCUUUUUUUUUUUUUUUUUUUGACCCUUAAGAUUUUUAUUUUUAAAGGAGAUUGAAGCCAUAGAACUCAUACUGACACUCAGCUAAUUUACAAAAGCUUUUCAUAACCUGAAGACAAAAAGUUAACAAAAGCAAAAGCCAGAAUCACCAUUGCUUUCUCCGGCUUGUCAAAAAUGCAUGGUUGAAUACGCAGUGACAUCAACACUGUAAAAUUGGGCACUUGGAAAUCCCUCUUACACUAGAAGAGCUGUGCAUAAUUUAGUAAUCAUUCAGGCCUGGCCCUUAAGAAUUGUUUUUAAUGGCCUUACGAUUGGGUUAGCAGUGAAUGUGAAUAAAGAGAUUUGGGGGAAGGAGGAGGCACAUACUUCUCAACACCAAGAACCAUCUAGUGGCACUUGGAUACGUUGUGCCAUAGAAGUCUUUGGACGGCCACUGGUGGCAACUGCGCAAACCGUAAUGCACUUUUAGUGCUUCUUGUACUAUAUGUGGCUCAUAAUGUGAAGACUGAUAACUUUAAGUUUGGGGGAAAUUUGAACUAUGUAUGCAAUGGGUUUCAGUGAAAUAACGAGAAGAAAUGGGAGGGGGGGUCACUGUUAGUAGCAUCGUUAAUCAUUGAGUUCUGUCUUCUAUAUUAAAUUAAAAGAAUGUUCAAAAAGCCAUAAGCCCGAAGAUUGGCACUGCGUGCAAAAAAUAAUAGUAAUAGGGAAAAACAAGCUAUGUCUUCUAAACUGCCUGAGUAAAAAGCAAUCGAGUCUAAGAAAUUACAGUAGAUAUUAAGGAAGGAAAUACAUCAGAAUCUGUUUCUGUGGAUCAAAUCCUUGAUCUAAGUGGGGAAACAAAGCUACAAAACCUGCCAUUAGUAGUAUUCUGUAUUUAAAAAUAAGAGGAAAGCAUAUUGGUGAACAGUAAAACUCAGAAGUUCAACAAAAGAUCUCCUACACUGCCCUCGGAAAUGAGUGCGCAGUUACUGUCAGUCAGGAUUCAUCUGUGCAAAAGUGACAACAGAUUUCCAGAACCAACCAGCGUAGCCAGCAGAAGAAAUUGAUCCACAUUGCAUGGAUUCCUUUUGGGAAGGGGGGAAUACAAAAAGCAAACGAUUUUUUUUAUUCAAAGAUGACAAAGUUCUUGUAAGGUAAAUAAUGUAUUUAGCAUGAAGCAUGAAUUAUUUUCAUAUAAAUAUAGAAAAUAGAGAAAAAGGCUAUGCCUCUAAUUUUUAAGCCCUUAGGCUUAGAGUUGGUUUUUUGGGUUUUUUUUUUUUUUUGUUUGCUUUGUUUUUGUUUUGUUUCAUUUUUUUUUUUUUGUUGUUGUUGUUGUUGUUGGGUUGUUUGUUUUUUUUUUGAAGCAGGUGUUCAAGGUUUAACCUUCUUCAGGGACAAACACUGACUGUUGGGGAACUUACUCUGCAAUAUUAAAAUCUUCAUGCUCUGGUAGGGCUUGGAUGGUUGAAUUAUACUGCCUUGUCUGCACAUUCAGCCCCGCCCCCUACUUCUGUUUAACAAAAAAAAGAAAAAAAAAAAGAAAAAAAAAAGUAAAAUGUGUCCUUUCUUCGUCUGUACAUGUGUAACAUGACGCAAUAAUCUGAGGGCAAAUUUAGUAGUGAGUGUGUAUGACAGAAUCAAGAGAAUAAUGGGAGGUUAAUCGAGGAAAACUCUCUGGUUUGAUUCAGGAAUAAAUAGACAAGAAAAUAGCUUUGCUAAUUUGCCAUGAGAAAAUGAAGUUAGUAAAGAGCCUUACUGAGGUGUCCAGAGAAUAACCAGUGUUACAGAGAGUGUGAUUCAGGUAUAGUGCUACUCUCCUGGUGAUGACAACUAUUAGAUUGGAGAUCCCUACAGCAGAGGGAAGCUGUGAAAUAAAUAAGAUAGUCUCUCUCACCCAGAUUCAUGAAUUUGGCAUGAUAAAUUCUACACGUAGAAUAUCCUAGAGGCAAGAAGAAAAUCACAGGAACCAACCACUUGACAGAACAACAUGGUCUGUUUCUUAAAAAGAAUACAGGUUUAUAUUUAUCCAUAACAGCUGUUUCAGGCAGCAGUUUCACCAAGAUGGAUCUAGUUUAUGAACAGAGAUUUAAAGAAGGGUUUGACUUUCCACUCAGGGGAGUGAACUAAAAAUUGCAUUUGGAGAUGCCUGUGGUGUGUGUUCAGUUAGGAGGUGGAAGGACUGAAGGGCAGGCUGGCUGGACUUGUUCCUGUGCUCUGCAAGCAUUUUGCCAUGUAACAAACAGGGCCACACUAAGGGCAUCACAGCAAAACGGUGCUUCUCUUCCAUCUCAGCCCAUGUGUCCUGGGAUCUUCAGGAGCUGUCUGACAGCUGCUGGAGCCCAGCACAACUGCCAACUAUGCAGAUAAGGAAGGAGAGAGAGAGUGAUAGUGCAAGGAACAGCUCUCUGCCUGCCUCAGUUUGCUGGGACUGAUGCAUGCGGGGUUGAUUCCCGGCAUUGGUUAAGUCAGGAGUACAUAGAUACUAACUUUUGUUGGCUGCCUGCAUCCCUUAGAAUAAAGUUGGUGGAAAAUAGGAAGGACCAGUCCCUUGGCCAGGUAGCACAGAGAUGAAUGAGCCAUAGCUUUUCUCAUAUGUGAUUGGACUGGGAUAAUUGGCUUCUGCCCAGAUCCAUGCUCCCUACAGCCAGAGUCCGCAGGCAGUGAAUCACACAACCACUGCACAAGAAAACUGGUUCCUUCUUCUUUAUAUGGACUUUGGGGAGAGUUAUUUGAAAUACGACAUUAUUAGAGUAUCAGUUUGCCACUACCUUUGCUCAUUAAUGCACAGUUGUACCAGCUCAGGGGUGGUUUAAUACUUAUCUAGAAGCAACAUUGAAAAGUCAGAUUUAGUGGCAGAAAAUACACGCAAACCAUGGCUCAGCCGUCUCUGUCCUCCGGAGAAAGCGGUGUGGUUGUGUGCCAGUGGCCAGAUUCUGUCCACAGUAACGACACUAAUUCCAGAGCAGCUUCACUGAUUGCAGCGUGUCAGUGCAAAUGAGAUCCGUAUCUGCUGAACAAGUACCAUUCAUUAAUGUGGACUCUUGGUGGCUAAACAUAUAAUUACCACUAGUAUUACUCACCUUAGAAAACAGUCAUUUUGCAUAAAUAACUAAUUAGGCAGAUUAUCUUUAUAUAUAUAUAUAUAUGAUCUAAGACUUCAAAAACUCCUUUAUAUACUUGCUGGUAAACCUAAAAUGUUGGCAAGCAUCUAUUUUCAUGUCAAAUUUGUUGCUCCUAGUCUGACCUGCUGAAGAGGUAGUAUUCGGUAGGAGUUCACAAAGUUACGUUCUGGAACCAGCAGUUUGGCUGGGGGCUAAUGCCAUCAGCGUAUUAUUUCUGGCAUUUAAAAACAACUUGUCCUUAUUGACCCUUACUCUGACUGUUGAUGAGAAGUGCAGAAUUUGGAUUAUAUAAAAUAUUUGGGAGUCACCUUUUAAACCGUUUGUGUGCCUGGCUGGCAAUGGCAGCUUUGUCGGAACAGUCAGGCAAGUUCUCUUCUGUUGUAAGAAUUGAGACUGAUUUGUUUUCCAAAAAAUAUAGUGUCAGCCUUUCAAUCCAGUUGUCUCUACUUUGACUGAAUCAUGUCAAAAUGGAGUGGUAAUUGCACUGUAUUAUGAACUCUCACUUGCCAGACAUGAGGUGGUUUGGGUUUGCUUGUUUGCUUUCCUUACUAAGCCAUUUUAGGGAGAGAAGUUGUCGGAUCUCUAACUUUCCAUUUUCCUCACUCUAUCAGUAUUGCCAAAUUAGCAUUUCUCCAAGACAGGUGGGGCUUGGGGAAUCCUGGUAGGUCAGCAAGCAUUCAGUGGUGAGUUUCAGGUAGGCGUUAGUUGUAAGGGUCACUCGACUUCAUGGUGGGUUCCUUUAGAAUAUGCCUUUUGCAGCAAGAAGCUCUUGCAGGCCAGAGCUAAUGGUGCAAGCAGAUUUCACCAGUCUGCAGGGAGGUGAAAUCUGCUGGUUGUGCUCAAUGUUCUGCAAGGAAUUGGGUGUCCUGCUGCAUUUUGAUGCAGAGUCUGUCUGCAUUUAAAAAUUAAAGCACAGGUCUUGAGCAACUUUAAUGUAUCACCCCGUAGCUGUUUCUGAAAGCAGUCUGAUUCUGACCUUCUCCUGGCAAAACCAGCAGUAGUUCUGCUAAGAUCACAGGGGUUUACAGCUGAAAAGCGUCAUGUGGGAGCAAGGAGGUGUGCCAUGUAGGACUAGACAACUCUCCCAUAACUCUGUUCUCUCUGGCAAUUCAAUUGAGGUCCAUACUCUGGCUCCUCUCCUAUGUUAGCAGGAGAAGGGAAUCCCAAAGGAGGGGCAUCAGCUCCCAGUGUUUGACUGAAUUACUGUCUACCUUUGGAAAAGAUACAGAGAAACUGUGGGGGCUGCAUUCUUCACUGGAGUGAGGUACAGUUACAUCGACAUGCUUUAGCGUGAGAGAAUGAAAUCCUAUAUUGUGCACCAAAUGGCACCAGGGAUAAAAUGACCAAAACAACACUUUGUCCCAGUUUCUGGGUAGCUGCGAUUGAUUUUCACUGAGAUAGUGGCUUCCAAAUUGUCUAAAGAUGUAGAAAGGCGCAAUCUGAGGUUUUCUAGAAGGUGAAGGUGUCUGAUCUC